This is a messenger RNA of Melanotaenia boesemani (Boeseman's rainbowfish), 2740 nucleotides long. Its product is annotated as ribonucleoside-diphosphate reductase large subunit. Gene Ontology annotation, biological process: DNA replication; deoxyribonucleotide biosynthetic process. NCBI's taxonomy places the organism in Eukaryota, Metazoa, Chordata, Actinopteri, Atheriniformes, Melanotaeniidae. Gene Ontology annotation, molecular function: ribonucleoside-diphosphate reductase activity, thioredoxin disulfide as acceptor; ATP binding. Bases 147 to 2525 code for a protein of 792 amino acids. The transcript is spliced from 4 exons. The record is from RefSeq and is a predicted model, not a curated record. Gene Ontology annotation, cellular component: ribonucleoside-diphosphate reductase complex.
CUCCCCUACAAAUGCAACGUUAGCGGGAUUUUCAGGUGUCAUUCGCGGCUUCUCCUGCUUGUGAGAGAGAAGUGUGUGUUAAUUUGCGACCGUGGAGAAAUUUUACUUGUUUUCUCAAAACACAAGUAACGUCACAUUUAGCCAGGAUGUAUGUUGUCAAGAGAGAUGGACGCCAGGAGCGUGUUAUGUUUGAUAAAAUCACCUCUCGCAUCCAGAAGCUCUGCUACGGACUGAACCCCGACUUUGUAGAUCCAGCUCAGAUCACAAUGAAGGUAAUUGCGGGGUUGUAUAGCGGCGUCACCACAGUGGAGCUUGACACACUUGCAGCUGAGAUCUCUGCAACUCUCACAACUAAAUACCCCGACUACACCAUUCUCGCUGCUCGAAUCGCUGUCUCAAACCUGCACAAAGAGACAAAGAAAGUGUUCAGCGACGUGAUGGAGGACCUGUACAACUAUGUGAAUCCUCUGAACAAACUCCACUCCCCCAUGAUCUCAAAAGAGACGCUUGACAUUGUUCUGGAUAACAAAGAUCGCCUAAACUCGGCCAUAAUUUACGACAGAGAUUUCUCUUACAACUUCUUCGGCUUCAAGACCCUGGAGCGCUCCUAUCUGCUAAAGAUCAAUGGCAAAGUGGCCGAGCGCCCGCAGCAUAUGCUUAUGAGAGUGUCUGUUGGGAUCCAUGGAAGAGACAUAGAUGCAGCCAUUGAGACAUACAACUUGCUGUCAGAGAAGUGGUUCACCCACGCUUCUCCCACCCUCUUCAACGCUGGAACCAACCGGCCACAGUUGUCCAGCUGUUUCCUCCUCGCCAUGAAAGAUGACAGCAUCGAAGGCAUUUAUGACACCCUGAAGCAAUGCGCCCUCAUCUCCAAAUCUGCUGGAGGCAUCGGCGUGGCUGUCAGCUGCAUCAGAUCAACGGGAAGCUACAUCGCGGGUACCAACGGCAACUCCAACGGGCUUGUUCCCAUGCUGAGAGUCUACAACAACACUGCACGCUACGUCGAUCAGGGUGGUAACAAGAGACCUGGAGCCUUCGCCAUGUACCUGGAGCCCUGGCACUUUGAUGUGUUUGAUUUCCUGGAGCUGAAGAAGAACACAGGAAAAGAAGAACAGAGAGCCAGAGAUCUUUUCUAUGCUCUGUGGAUCCCAGAUCUGUUCAUGAAGAGGGUGGAGAGCAACCAAGACUGGUCUCUGAUGUGUCCAAACGAGUGUCCUGGCCUAGAUGAGUGCUGGGGGACAGAGUUUGAAGAGCUCUACACUAAGUAUGAGAAGGAAGGGAGGGUGAAGCGCGUGGUGAAGGCUCAGCAGCUGUGGUAUGCCAUCAUUGAGUCCCAGACAGAAACGGGUACACCAUACAUGCUGUACAAAGAUGCUUGCAACAGGAAGAGCAACCAGCAGAAUCUGGGCACCAUUAAAUGCAGCAACCUCUGCACGGAAAUUGUCGAGUACACCAGCCAAGAUGAGGUGGCUGUUUGUAAUCUGGCCUCCAUCGCUCUCAACAUGUACGUCACCCCUGAGCGGACCUUUGACUUUAAAAAACUAGCAUCCGUGACCCGAGUAAUUGUCAAAAACCUAAACAAAAUAAUCGACAUCAAUUAUUACCCUGUCCCUGAAGCAGAGAGGUCCAACAAGCGGCACAGGCCAAUAGGAAUCGGCGUCCAGGGAUUAGCCGAUGCCUUCAUCCUGAUGCGUUAUCCGUUUGAAAGCCCUGAAGCUCAGCUGCUCAACACCCAGAUCUUUGAGACCAUCUACUAUGCUGCUCUGGAGGCGAGUUGUGAGCUGGCCGCCAAGCUUGGCCCCUACGAGACGUACAAAGGCUCCCCCGUCAGCAAGGGCAUCCUCCAGUAUGACAUGUGGGACAAGACGCCAACAGAUCUGUGGGACUGGAAGCUGCUAAAGGAGAAGAUCACCAAAAAUGGUGUGAGGAACAGCCUCCUGCUCGCCCCCAUGCCAACAGCCUCCACUGCACAGAUCCUGGGCAACAACGAGUCUAUCGAAGCCUACACCAGCAACAUCUACACCCGCAGGGUCCUCUCUGGGGAGUUCCAGAUCGUUAACCCUCACCUGCUCAAAGACCUGACGGAGAGGGGGCUUUGGAACGAAGAGAUGAAGAACAAGCUGAUCGCCAAUAAUGGAUCCAUUCAGAACAUUGACGAAGUUCCAAAUGAUUUGAAGGAGCUUUAUAAAACAGUUUGGGAAAUCUCUCAGAAGACCAUACUGAAGAUGGCCGCUGACCGGGGCGCCUUCAUCGACCAGAGCCAAUCCCUGAACAUCCACAUCGCAGAGCCAAACUACGGCAAACUAACCAGCAUGCACUUCUACGGCUGGAAACAAGGUUUAAAGACGGGAAUGUACUACCUGAGGACGAAGCCUGCUGCCAACCCCAUCCAGUUCACACUGAACAAGGAAAAGCUGAAAGAGGCGCAGACUAACAAGGAGUCAGACGAGAUCAAGGAGAGGAACACGGCAGCUAUGGUGUGUUCUCUGGAGAACAAAGAUGAGUGUCUCAUGUGUGGAUCUUAGACAUGUCCUCUGCUCUUACCUGCUGUGGAAACAGGCCUGUUGUUCAAAAUGUUCCCCAACAGUUCAUACUAGACCUUUUUUACUGCGCUUGUCACAAUGUAUAGAAUUAAUUUUAUUAAUGUCAACACACUUAUGUCAAUAAAAAAUGUCUCAAACGUAAAACAGAAAUGUAUUUUAUGUUUGAAGUUAAAGAACUUAAAAAAAUAAAGGUUUAC